AUGCCUGUCGACUACAGCAAAUGGGACGCGCUCGAGCUCAGCGACGACUCUGAUGUCGAGGUUCACCCCAACGUCGACAAGCGCUCCUUCAUCCGUGCCAAACAGAAUCAGAUCCACGCCGAGCGCCAGCAGCGCAAGCUUCACAUUGAGACGCUCAAGUACGAGCGCCAGAUCAACGAUGGCCUGAUCAAGCGGAUCAGCGGCCUCCUAAACUCCCUCAAGAACCAUGCUUCUGAAGCUGAGACGCGGAACCCGGCCGAAGUGGCCUUCCAGGCCGUCAUGGAGUCUGCUCCGAGCAGCGAGGCUGAGGACAAGCCCCCAAAGCGACCCGAAGGCGUGCACAGCGAGGUUGAGAAUCCACCCACGUAUACAAAGAUGAUGGCAACGCUGCUAGAUCAGGUCAACAAGGCACUGGACGAGAAGAAGCCAGACAACCGCUACCAAGCCAUGAUAGAGGAGAUUGGCGACCACCUGGCCAAGGUCGAGGAUUUACAGAAGCAGCUCUAUGUCAAGCUUGCGGAGCUAGAGAAGGCAGACGCAGGCAAGAUCACGAGCGACAGCUACCGAACUGGCUUUGACUCCUCGCAUAUCACAAAGUCAACGCCCGAAGAGGCAGGAACAAAAAAGGAAGAAAAGGUUGAGCUCCUCAACCCAAACUUUGACAUCAACAACCCGAAUUCACUCAGCGAGGCCGAGCCGAGAGACGACGAUGAAGAGGUCCAGGCAAGCUCAGAUGCCCAGGCUUUCGCCAAGAUCAAGUCAACCGACUAUCGGGAGAGUAAUAACUUCAUUUCGUCUCAUCCCAAGAUCCUCUCGGAAAAGGAGCAGGACGGCAUUCUUAUGCUAGCGUUCGACGCCCAGCUGGAAGGCCGUGAUGACUUUGCUCGCAACUGCGUACACCAGGCCUUGCUACUGCAGUACUGUCGCGCUCUGGGCAAGGACGGUGUUGCGCUCUUUUUCAAGCGUAUUACAACCAAGGGGCACAAUGCUCAGGACGUCUUUUUCAAGGACGUUCAGGACACGUACAUGCGAAUCAAGAACCGGUGCAGAGAGAUCAACGCCGAGCGCGCCGCAGGUGGUAAUGAUGAGGAAAGGGAACAGAUCCAGCUGCAUGCAGUCGAGCCAGGCACGGUCAUCAACAUCAAGGUUCCUCCGGAGAACAGCGAAGACCCCGAAGAGAAGAAAUGCCGAGAGAUCUUUGACUCAUUCAAGCCGGACGUGAAGAAGGCACUAGAGACGGGAAGCCUAGAUAAGGUCAAUGAAGUCCUGGGCAAGAUGAAGGUUGCCGAGGCUGAAGCCUUGGUUGGCUUGCUGGGCGAGGCCAACGUCCUGAGCUUGGAAGAGGAGAUCAUUGACGCCACGACUGAAGAGGGACAGAAGCACCUCAAGGAGAUGGAAAAGCAAGCAGCACUGGAGUCUUCGUCGUAUGCGGAUGACCCAGAAUAA
Messenger RNA from Pestalotiopsis fici W106-1, 1446 nucleotides. RefSeq lists its product as uncharacterized. Gene Ontology annotation, biological process: protein folding; protein stabilization. Lineage: Eukaryota; Fungi; Ascomycota; Sordariomycetes; Amphisphaeriales; Sporocadaceae. Bases 1 to 1446 code for a protein of 481 amino acids. The transcript has 3 exons. Gene Ontology annotation, molecular function: protein-folding chaperone binding; heat shock protein binding; protein kinase binding. The record is from RefSeq and is a predicted model, not a curated record. Gene Ontology annotation, cellular component: cytoplasm.